AAGCAAGAGAGGAUAAAGGGGACAGAGAAGGCAUCCCCCAUACACCCCCUAUUCCAUAGGUAAUUCGUCUCGAGUUAUUUUUAAGACCACAGAUCCCAAGGGGGAUUAGACAACAGCCAAUCACAUAGCGCGAAUGUGUUUCGCGUGGAUGACCCACGCUCAGAGCCACGCGUCCUUCACGAAUUGACGCAGAACAAAAUGGCGGAAGACGCGAGAGCGAUAUUGCUAUUCGUUUUGUCGACGAAAACGACUACAGAGAGAUUUCUGCUAAAGCUGUGUCAGCGAAACGGAAAUUAA
Molecule: messenger RNA, 297 nt
Organism: Porites lobata
Lineage: Eukaryota; Metazoa; Cnidaria; Anthozoa; Scleractinia; Poritidae
Source: the annotation of a GenBank genome assembly